CAAGCUCACCGUUUUUCUGCUGCUCUGCACGGCUGUCUUCAGCGUGGAAGUGCAAAACUACUUCGAAAACUGCGUGCGUAGUUCGGGAAACCAGUUUGUGCCGAACAAAUGCAUAAUGGUAUCUAAGAAAGACCUCCGGACCAAGAAAGCGGAGUACAGAAUGUACGCUGUGGGUGCUCUGCGAAAGCACCAUGAGUUGGACAAGAAAUAUUCGGACACAGUCUACAAUGUGACACGUGCUGCAUUGAAGUACCCACGGCAUGCUGAUGAAGGGUGCACCCUUCGGUUGGAGUUCUUGACCGCGCCUGGUGACUGCAAGAACUGGAAUUACUACUUCCCUAAUAUGUGUCCACCAGCGAACGACAAGAUAACCGGUGUAUGCCAAGCACAACUCUUCUUGUACGGCACCGUCUAUCUAGUCGAGCGUUCAUGGUGCGAGCAUGUCAAAGAAGCUAGCCAUCAUGUGAAGUCCGACUCCUCAUCUGGGACACCCUGAAGCGCGUAUGCACCAGGCGAGAGAGCCGCAGACAUGAGAAAUAAAGUUUGAAACAUGU
Rhipicephalus microplus (southern cattle tick) is the source of this 554-nucleotide messenger RNA. RefSeq lists its product as uncharacterized. The record is from RefSeq and is a predicted model, not a curated record. Lineage: Eukaryota; Metazoa; Arthropoda; Arachnida; Ixodida; Ixodidae.